AUGAGCCCCCUGAAUUCAAUUUUCCUUCAAAAUGCCAGUAUUGUGCGUCCUGACUUCUUUUUCAUAAGUGGUUUUGCUGGUAUUCCCCACAUAGAAUACUACUAUAUCUUCACAUGCUUUGUUUAUGUACUGACUCUACUGGGGAACGCUUUUGUCAUGUUCAUGAUUUACACUGACCACUGUCUUCACAGUCCAAAAUACAUUGCAGUUUUUAAUUUGGCUCUGUGCGAUUUGUGUGGUAGCACUGCAUUCAUUCCUCCAUUGAUUGACACCUUCCUAUUUAAUUCAAAUUUAAUCUCCUUCGAGGCCUGCUUGGCUGAUAUGUUUUUUGUUUUUUUGUUUAUCGCUCUACAAUCUUGCACUCUCGCUCUUUUAUCCUAUGAUAGAUGUGUUGCUAUCUGCUUUCCACUGAGAUACAAUGAGAUUGUGACUAGUAAAUCAAUAUUGGUGAUAACAGCCACAUUAUGGAUUUUUGCUGCAAUAGCCAUUUUCAUAGGUGUGAUUUUUAUCACCACACUGUCCUUCUGCAAAUCCACUGUGAUAAACAGUUAUUUCUGUGAUUACGGGCCCACAGCCCUUUUGGCGUGCAAUGACAACACACCAAUUAUGGUGAUUAAUUGGACACAUCCAAUUAUUAUUCUCUGGUGUCCCGUACUUUUUAUCACAGGUACGUAUAUUUGUAUAGGCAGAGCAUUAUUAAAAAUUGCAGCAGCCUCAGAGCGCCUCAAAGCCAUGCAAACCUGCACCUCUCAUUUGAUCUUGGUGUGUGUAUUUUAUCUUCCUAUGUGUAUCAGCAAAGCAAUGGGCCCCUCUAUGCACCAGAACACCAGGAUCAUUAACUAUUCUCUGUCUACCUUCUUGCCCCCUGUGCUCAAUCCAAUCAUUUACACACUGAAGACAGAAGAAUUCAGACAAGCCAUUAAAAAGCUGUACAGAAGAGAAAAGAUGCACAUCACUGUAAAAAUGAAUGAAUAA
Molecule: messenger RNA, 975 nt
Organism: Conger conger (European conger)
Lineage: Eukaryota; Metazoa; Chordata; Actinopteri; Anguilliformes; Congridae
Product: olfactory receptor 6F1-like
Exons: 1
Coding region: 1-975 (324 amino acids)
Biological process (GO): G protein-coupled receptor signaling pathway
Cellular component (GO): membrane
Molecular function (GO): olfactory receptor activity; G protein-coupled receptor activity
Source: RefSeq, a predicted model, not a curated record